AUGACAAAUAAACUUGCCUGUUCCACACACCCUCCUCACCCUCCUCACCCUCCUCACCCUCCUCACCCUCCUCACCCUCCUCACCCUCCUCACCUCCUCACCUCCUCACCCUCCUCACCUCCUCCUCCUCCUCACCUCCUCACCCUCCUCACCCUCCUCACCCUCCUCACCCUCCUCACCUCCUCACCCUCCUCACCCUCCUCACCUCCUCACCUCCUCACCCUCCUCACCCUCCUCACCCUCCUCACCCUCCUCACCCUCCUCACCCUCCUCACCCUCCUCACCCUCCUCACCCUCCUCACCUCCUCACCUCCUCACCCUCCUCACCCUCCUCACCCUCCUCACCCUCCUCACCCUCCUCACCCUCCUCACCCUCCUCACCUCCUCACCCUCCUCACCCCUCACCUCCUCACCCUCCUCACCCUCCUCACCUCCUCACCCUCCUCACCCUCCUCACCCUCCUCACCUCCUCACCCUCCUCACCCUCCUCACCUCCUCACCCUCCUCACCCUCCUCACCCUCCUCACCCUCCUCACCUCCUCACCCUCCUCACCCUCCUCACCUCCUCACCCUCCUCACCCUCCUCACCCUCCUCACCCUCCUCACCUCCUCACCCUCCUCACCCUCCUCACCCUCCUCACCUCCUCACCCUCCUCACCCUCCUCACCUCCUCACCCUCCCCCUCCUCACCCUCCUCACCCUCCUCACCCUCCUCACCCUCCUCACCCUCCUCACCCUCCUCACCCUCCUCACCAUCCUCACCCUCCUCACCCUCCUCACCCUCCUCACCCUCCUCACCUCCUCACCCUCCUCACCCUCCUCACCCUCCUCACCUCCUCACCCUCCUCACCCUCCUCACCCUCCUCACCCUCCUCACCCUCCUCACCCUCCUCACCUCCUCACCCUCCUCACCCUCCUCACCCCUCCUCACCCUCCUCACCCUCCUCCUCACCCUCCUCACCCUCCUCACCUCCUCACCCUCCUCACCCUCCUCACCUCCUCACCCUCCUCACCUCCUCACCCUCCUCACCUCCUCCACCCACCUCACCCCCCUCACCCUCCUCACCCUCCUCACCUCCUCCUCACCCUCCUCACCUCCUCACCCUCCUCACCCUCCUCACCUCCUCACCCUCCUCACCCUCCUCACCCUCCUCACCCUCCUCACCCUCCUCACCCUCCUCACCCUCCUCACCCUCCUCACCUCCUCACCUCCUCACCCUCCUCACCCUCCUCACCCUCCUCACCUCCUCACCCUCCUCACCACUCCUCACCCUCCUCACCCUCCUCACCCUCCUCACCCUCCUCACCUCCUCACCCUCCUCACCCUCCUCACCCUCCUCACCCUCCUCACCCUCCUCACCUCCUCACCCUCCUCACCCUCCUCACCCUCCUCACCCUCCUCACCCUCCUCACCCUCCUCACCUCCUCACCCUCCUCACCCUCCUCACCCUCCUCACCUCCUCACCCUCCUCACCACCUCCUCACCCUCCUCACCCUCCACCUCCUCACCUCCUCACCCUCCUCACCCUCCUCACCCUCCUCACCCUCCUCACCCUCCUCACCCUCCUCACCCUCCUCACCCUCCUCACCUCCUCACCUCCUCACCUCCUCACCUCCUCACCCUCCUCACCCUCCUCACCCUCCUCACCCCUCACCCUCCUCACCCUCCUCACCCCUCACCCUCCUCACCCUCCUCACCCUCCUCACUCACCCUCCUCACCCUCCUCACCUCCUCACCCCCUCAUCUCCCUCCUCACCCUCCUCACCCUCCUCACCCCCUCACCCUCCUCACCCUCCUCACCCUCCUCACCCUCCUCACCCUCCUCACCUCCUCACCUCCUCACCUCCUCACCUCCUCACCCUCCUCACCCUCCUCACCUCCUCACCUCCUCACCCCCUCCUCACCCUCCUCACCCUCCUCACCCCCCCCCUCCUCACCUCCACCCUCACCUCCUCACCCUCCUCACCCUCCUCACCUCCUCACCCUCACCCUCCUCACCCCUCCUCACCUCCUCACCUCCUCACCCUCCUCACCUCCUCCCUCCUCACCUCCUCACCUCCUCACCCUCCUCACCCUCCUCACCCUCCUCACCCUCCUCACCCUCCUCACCCUCCUCACCCUCCUCACCCUCCUCACCCUCCUCACCCUCCUCACCCUCCUCACCCUCCUCACCCUCCUCACCCUCCUCACCCUCCUCACCCUCCUCACCCUCCUCACCUCCUCACCCUCCUCACCUCCUCACCCUCCUCACCUCCUCACCCUCCUCACCCCUCACCUCACCCUCCUCACCUCCUCACCCUCCUCACCCCCCUCACCCUCACUCACCCUCCUCACCCUCCUCCCCCUCCUCACCCUCCUCACCCUCCUCACCCUCCUCACCUCCUCACCCUCCUCACCCUCCUCACCCUCCUCACCCUCCUCACCUCCUCACCUCCCACCCCCUCCUCACCCUCCUCACCCUCCUCACCCUCCUCACCCUCCUCACCUCCUCCUCCCUCCUCACCCUCCUCACCCUCCUCACCUCCUCACCUCCUCACCCUCCUCACCCUCCUCACCCUCCUCACCCUCCUCACCCUCCUCACCUCCUCCCUCCCUCCUCACCCUCCUCACCUCCUCACCCUCCUCACCUCCUCACCUCCUCACCCUCCUCACCCUCCUCACCCUCCUCACCCUCCUCACCCUCCUCACCCUCCUCACCCUCCUCACCCUCCUCACCCUCCUCACCCUCCUCACCCUCCUCACCCUCCUCACCCUCCUCACCCUCCUCACCCUCCUCACCUCCUCACCCUCCUCACCCUCCUCACCCUCCUCACCCUCCUCACCUCCUCACCCUCCUCACCCUCCUCACCCUCCUCACCCUCCUCACCCUCCUCACCCUCCUCACCCUCCUCACCCUCCUCACCUCCUCACCCUCCUCACCCUCCUCACCCUCCUCACCCUCCUCACCCUCCUCACCCUCCUCACCUCCUCACCCUCCUCACCCUCCUCACCCUCCUCACCUCCUCACCCUCCUCACCCUCCUCACCUCCUCACCCUCCUCACCCUCCUCACCUCCUCACCUCCUCACCCUCCUCACCCUCCCUCACCCUCCUCACCCUCCUCCCCUCCUCACCCCUCACCCUCCUCACCCUCCUCACCCUCCUCACCCUCCUCACCCUCCUCACCCUCACCCUCCUCACCUCCUCACCUCCUCACCCUCCUCACCUCCUCACCCUCCUCACCCUCCUCACCCUCACCUCCUCACCCCCUCCUCACCCUCCUCACCCUCCUCACCUCCCUCACCCUCCUCACCCUCCUCACCCCUCCUCACCCUCCUCACCCUCCCUCACCCUCCUCACCCUCCUCACCCUCCUCACCCUCCUCACCCUCCUCACCUCCUCACCCUCCUCACCCUCCUCACCUCCUCACCCUCCUCACCCUCCUCACCCCCCUCACACCUCCUCACCCCCUCACCUCCUCACCUCCUCACCCUCCCACCCUCCCUCCCACCCUCCUCACCCUCCUCACCCUCCUCACCCUCCUCACCCUCCUCACCCUCCUCACCUCCUCACCCUCCUCCUCACCCUCCUCACCCCUCCCUCACCUCCUCACCCUCCUCACCUCCUCCCCCCUCCCCUCUCCCUCCUCACCCUCCUCACCUCCUCACCCUCCUCACCCCCCCCUCCUCACCCUCCUCACCUCCUCACCCUCCUCACCCUCCCUCCUCCCCUCCUCACCCUCCUCACCCUCCUCACCCUCCUCACCCUCCUCACCCCUCCCCCCUCACCCUCCUCACCCCCUCACCCUCCUCACCCUCCUCACCCUCCUCACCCUCCUCACCCUCCUCACCCUCCUCACCCUCCUCACCCUCCUCACCCUCCUCACCCUCCUCACCCUCCUCACCCUCCUCACCCUCCUCACCCUCCUCACCCUCCUCACCCUCCUCACCCCCUCACCUCCUCACCCUCCUCACCCUCCUCACCCCCUCACCCUCCUCACCCUCCUCACCCUCCUCACCCCUCACCUCCUCACCCUCCUCACCCUCCUCACCCUCCUCACCCUCCCCCUCCUCACCCUCCUCACCCUCCUCACCCUCCUCACCCCUCACCUCCUCACCCUCCUCACCCCCUCACCUCCUCACCCUCCUCACCCUCCUCACCCUCCUCACCCCCCUCACCCUCCUCACCCUCCUCACCCUCCUCACCCUCCUCACCCUCCUCACCCUCCUCACCUCACCCUCCUCACCUCCUCACCCUCCUCACCCCCUCACCCUCCUCACCUCCUCACCCUCCUCACCCCCUCCUCACCCCCUCUCACCCUCCUCACCCCUCACCUCCCCUCACCCUCCUCACCCCUCCCCCCUCCUCACCUCCUCACCCUCCUCACCCUCCUCACCCUCCUCACCUCCUCCCCUCCUCACCCCCACCCUCCUCACCCUCCUCACCUCCCACCUCCUCACCUCCUCACCCUCCUCACCCUCCUCACCCUCCUCACCCUCCUCACCCUCCUCACCCCCUCACCACCUCCUCACCCUCCUCACCCUCCUCACCCUCCUCACCUCCUCACCCUCCUCACCUCCUCACCCUCCUCACCUCCUCACCCUCCUCACCCUCCUCACCUCCUCACCCUCCUCACCCUCCUCACCUCCUCACCCUCCUCACCCUCCUCACCCUCCUCACCCUCCUCACCCUCCUCACCCUCCUCUCCCCCUCCUCACCUCCUCACCCUCCUCACCUCCUCACCCUCCCUCACCCUCCUCACCUCCCCCCUCACCCUCCUCACCCUCCUCACCCUCCUCACCCUCCUCACCUCCUCACCCUCCUCACCCCCUCACCUCCUCACCCUCCUCACCUCCUCACCUCCUCACCCUCCUCACCUCCUCACCUCCUCACCUCCUCACCUCCUCACCCUCCUCACCUCCUCACCUCCUCACCUCCUCACCUCCUCACCUCCUCACCCUCCUCACCCUCCUCACCUCCUCACCCUCCUCACCUCCUCACCUCCUCCCUCACUCCCUCCUCACCCUCCUCACCCUCCUCACCCCUCACCUCCUCACCCUCCUCACCUCCUCACCCUCCUCACCUCCUCACCCUCCUCACCUCCUCACCCUCCUCACCCUCCCUCACCCCUCACCCUCACCUCCUCACCCUCCUCACCCUCCUCACCCUCCUCACCCUCCUCACCUCCUCACCUCCUCACCUCCUCACCUCCUCACCUCCUCACCCUCCUCACCCUCCUCACCUCCUCACCCCUCACCUCCCACCUCCUCACCUCCUCACCUCCUCACCCUCAUCCUCACCUCACCUCACCUCCACCCUCCUCACCCUCCUCACCCUCCUCACCCCUCACUCACCUCCUCACCCUCCUCACCCUCCUCACCUCCUCACCCUCCUCACCCUCCUCACCCUCCUCACCACCUCCUCACCCUCCUCACCCUCCUCACCCUCCUCACCCUCCUCACCCUCCUCACCUCCUCCUCCCACCUCCUCACCUCCUCACCACCUCCUCACCUCCUCACCUCCUCACCUCCUCACCCCUCACCACCCCUCACUCACCUCCUCACCCUCCUCACCUCCUCACCCUCCUCACCUUCCUCACCCUUCUCACCUUCCUCACCUUCCUCACCCUCCUCACCUCCUCACCCUCCUCACCCUCCUCACCCUCCUCACCUCCUAACCCUCCUCACCUCCUCACCCUCCUCACCCUCCUCACCCUCCUAA
Knipowitschia caucasica is the source of this 5700-nucleotide messenger RNA. NCBI's taxonomy places the organism in Eukaryota, Metazoa, Chordata, Actinopteri, Gobiiformes, Gobiidae. The record is from the annotation of a GenBank genome assembly.